CCCAAGAGUGUCACCAACAAACUCAUAAACAAAACACACACACACACACACAGCUUCUUGGUGGGUUUGUGUGAGUGUGAGUGUGCUACAGAGAGAUUCAGAUAUGGAGGAGCAAAAUGGUAUGGGGAAGUUGUUGAAAAAGUUGAAGCCAUAUCUUGCGAUGGUUUCGCUUCAGUUUGGGUACUCUGGGAUGUAUGUCAUCACCAUGGUUUCUUUCAAACAUGGAAUGAGUCAUUGGGUUCUCUCUGUAUACCGUCAUGUUAUUGCCACACUCAUCAUGCUUCCCUUUGCUUUUUUCCUUGAAAGGAAAAUAAGGCCAAAGAUGACUCUGCCAAUCUUCCUGAGGUUAGCUGCGCUUGGUUUCCUUGAGCCAGUUCUUGACCAAAAUUUGUACAACAUGGGUAUGAAGAGCACCUCAACAACGUUUGCAUCGGCCAUUGUUAAUGUCCUCCCAGCCAUUACUUUUGUUAUGGCUCUCAUUUUCAGGUUAGAGACAGUGAAUUUGAGAAAGAUUCACAGCGUAGCGAAGGUAAUUGGAACAAUAGUGACAGUGUCAGGAGCCAUGAUCAUGACCCUGUACAAAGGACCAGCACUUGAGUUCAUAAAGGGACAUGGAGGAGGAGACAUCCACCAUGAUAGUCGUAGCGGUUCAAGAACUGAGCCUUCUGAACAAAACUGGGUGAUUGGCACACUCAUGCUCAUUGCAAGUUGUGGUGGUUGGGCUAGCUUCUUUAUCUUGCAAUCUUUGACUUUGAAGAUGUACCCAGCAGAGCUUUCACUCACAUCUUGGAUAUGCUUUUUGGGUAUUUUUGAGGGUGCAAUUGCAACCUUUAUCUUUGAACGUGAUAUGAGUGUUUGGUCCAUUGGCUGGGACUCAAGGCUUCUAGCUUGUGUUUAUUCUGGAGUGGUGUGUUCUGGAAUUGCAUAUUAUGUACAAGGAGUUGUGACCAGGGAACGUGGACCAGUUUUUGUGACUUCUUUCAGUCCUCUAAUUAUGAUUAUCACUGCUGCAUUGGGUACCAUUGUCUUGGCUGAGCAAAUUCAUCUUGGAAGCGUAAUUGGAGCUAUUGUAAUUGUUUGUGGGCUAUACACUGUGGUAUGGGGAAAAAGCAAAGACAAUGUGAAUAAUACAGAAGCAGUGAAAGUUGAGGGCCAAGAAUUGCCAAUAAGGGAUAGCACAAAAUCAGGAUCAAACAUUUUUGAAAACAUUGAUGUUAAUGUUCCUAGUGAGAUCAUGGAUAGAGCAGGGAAGAAUGGGCGAAUUUGAAACAAAAAUGAAAGAUCCUAAUAGGCACUUUCACUAGUGCCAUAAAAUUUUCCUACUGAAAAAAUCAGGUCGAGAAAGAUUUUGUCCUGUGUAGAAAAAAUCUUUCCCAGUACCUAUAUUAAUGGCUGUAGUCUUAUUUAUUUCUUACUCGUUUUUCUUUUAAUCUUUUUGGAUGAAUUUGCAGUCAGAAGAGUAUCGGUAAUAUAAUAAUGCAAAUUAAAGUUA
Messenger RNA from Arachis duranensis, 1492 nucleotides. RefSeq names its product WAT1-related protein At1g44800. The record is from RefSeq and is a predicted model, not a curated record. Gene Ontology annotation, cellular component: plasma membrane. Gene Ontology annotation, molecular function: transmembrane transporter activity. NCBI's taxonomy places the organism in Eukaryota, Viridiplantae, Streptophyta, Magnoliopsida, Fabales, Fabaceae. The transcript has 7 exons. The coding region runs from base 104 to 1267 and encodes 387 amino acids.